This is a messenger RNA of Eptesicus fuscus (big brown bat), 2615 nucleotides long. It is a transcript of the gene PAX5, whose product is annotated as paired box 5. Gene Ontology annotation, biological process: regulation of transcription by RNA polymerase II; anatomical structure development. Gene Ontology annotation, molecular function: RNA polymerase II cis-regulatory region sequence-specific DNA binding; DNA-binding transcription factor activity, RNA polymerase II-specific. Bases 25 to 1197 code for a protein of 390 amino acids. The record is from RefSeq and is a predicted model, not a curated record. NCBI's taxonomy places the organism in Eukaryota, Metazoa, Chordata, Mammalia, Chiroptera, Vespertilionidae. The transcript is spliced from 11 exons.
CGGCCUGCAGUCUGGAGCGCCCCGAUGGAAAUACACUGUAAGCACGACCCGUUUGCAUCCAUGCAUAGACAUGGAGGAGUGAAUCAGCUUGGGGGAGUUUUUGUGAAUGGACGGCCACUCCCGGAUGUAGUCCGCCAAAGGAUAGUGGAACUUGCUCAUCAAGGUGUCAGGCCCUGCGACAUCUCCAGGCAGCUUCGGGUCAGCCAUGGUUGUGUCAGCAAAAUCCUUGGCAGGUAUUAUGAGACGGGGAGCAUCAAGCCUGGGGUAAUUGGAGGAUCCAAACCAAAGGUUGCCACGCCCAAAGUGGUGGAAAAAAUUGCCGAGUAUAAACGCCAAAAUCCCACCAUGUUUGCCUGGGAGAUCAGGGACCGGCUGCUGGCGGAACGAGUGUGUGAUAAUGACACGGUGCCCAGCGUCAGUUCCAUCAACAGGAUCAUCCGGACAAAAGUACAGCAGCCACCCAACCAGCCGGUCCCAGCUUCCAGUCACAGCAUUGUGUCCACGGGCUCCGUGACGCAGGUGUCCUCGGUGAGCACGGACUCCGCUGGCUCUUCGUACUCCAUCAGCGGCAUCCUGGGCAUCACGUCCCCCAGCGCUGACACCAACAAGCGCAAGAGAGAUGAAGGUAUUCAGGAGUCUCCGGUGCCAAACGGUCACUCACUGCCGGGCAGAGAUUUCCUCCGGAAGCAGAUGCGGGGAGACCUGUUCACGCAGCAGCAGCUGGAGGUGCUGGACCGCGUGUUCGAGAGGCAGCACUACUCGGACAUCUUCACCACCACGGAGCCCAUCAAGCCUGAGCAGACCCCUGAGUAUUCAGCCAUGGCCUCACUGGCUGGAGGGCUGGACGACAUGAAGGCCAACCUGACCAGCCCCACCCCUGCCGAUAUCGGGAGCAGCGUGCCUGGGCCGCAGACCUACCCCAUCGUGACAGGCCGAGACUUGGCGAGCACGACCCUCCCCGGGUACCCUCCGCACGUCCCCCCCGCCGGACAGGGCAGCUACUCAGCACCGACGCUGACAGGGAUGGUGCCUGGGAGUGAGUUUUCCGGGAGCCCCUACAGCCACCCUCAGUAUCCCUCCUACAACGACUCCUGGAGGUUCCCCAACCCGGGGCUGCUCGGCUCCCCCUACUAUUACAGCGCGGCCGCCCGAGGAGCUGCCCCGCCUGCGGCCGCCACUGCCUACGACCGGCACUGACCCUCGGAGCCAGGCAGACGCCAGCACUGAUGACACAUAUCACUGAGGGCGAUCGCCUCCCAGCCCCUUCAGAGACAGCCGGAGGGGCCCAACGAGAGCAUCCCCCAGCACCCUGCCCCCCCCCUCAUUUGAAACUCUGCCCACCUUUUCCUGUCAGGGACUCUGGGGUUCUAUGGUACGACUGCCGGACUUCUGGACACCUGUCCCUUUCUAAGAGUCGAUCGAUGAGCCCCUCCCAACGGUGACGGGGUCUCCACGCAUCAACAGACCGUUCCGCAGGGAACUGCAGCCCCAGCCCAGCCUGCCAGUCCCCCGUCUGUCUGCCCGUCUUCAGGCCCCGGGCCUGGGGAGAAGAGCUUGCCUUGGGCAUUUCAGCAGCAGCACCUGUGUAAAUACCUUCUUGCUUUUCUUGUGGGCCCAAAGGUCCAACUGAGCAGACUGCCAGCCGUUAUGCAUUCAGCUCUCCCAGUGCAUCACAGACCUGAGUGCAGAGCAUCCCCUCUGCCCUGGGUGCCCCCCCCAUCCCCCCCCACCCCCGCAGUGGGGAGCUGUCCAUGGGACUGAGGAUGCCCGACUCGGGCCCCGGCCUCCUGGUCAUUGCUACUUCUUUAGCAUCUUGACUAGGAGUCUCACUAAACUGGUUAUACUCCAAGCCUCCCGUGCCGAGACUCUUCCCCAAGAGAAACACACUUUGGGGAGAUACCCUGGCUUCCUGCCUCCAUUACCCUGGGCCCGAUGCAGUGCAAACAGCUCUUUUCCGUAUAUCAAAUGACUCAAAGAACUGCCAACUGCUGUUCUAAAGUACAAUGUCCCAGGUGCUGAUUGCACUGUGGACUUGGAACAUUACACCUGGAUGGGACCCAGGAGAUCAUGGUCCAAGGCGGGGCCUGAGGUCCUCCUGACCCGCCAGCCCCUGGAACCGCUGACCUGAACGGGGGUGUGUUUUCUGAGGCAUUCCCAGGCUCCGAUCACUAUGGACACCCACCAUGGACACUGCCCUCGCCCUCCAGGACCCCCGUGAGUGGAUUCUGUUCUGCCAUGUAGACAGUGGUUAACAAAGAGGACUUUGCCUGCACUGAAGACCACACGCACCUGCAGCGUCUCCAGCACUUCCUGAGCAGCUCUCUGGUCCUGGUGGAGCCUAGCAUGCCGCUGGGAAUGGAGGUGCCAGGUGGGGCAGAUGCCCAACUUCCAAUAUGGCCUUUGGACAUCGAGUCUUUGUAGAAAUGCUGACUACAUUGCAAAUGGAACUCUUUGCCCGGAAGACACAUGGAUUUUGCUUUUCCUUCUUUGACAGUUGACUCUGUCUUAGGGACUGACCCUCCAGCAUCAAAGAAAUACGUAUCCACCAAAGUUUGUGAUGCCUGCAUAGAUGCUUACUUGUAAAAAAAAAAAAAAUUACAAAUAAAAACCAACAA